AUAAUAACAUCGUAGAAGAAGACGUGGGAGCUUCUCUAAAAUGUCUGAGUACGCUGCAUCUCAGAAGAGUGCCCUGAAUUUAAAAGGCCUUGGGUCCAUUUCAGCUGGAAAAAGGAAGAAGAAGAAGGCCAAGGAGACUAAGCGUCUCUUAGAGCAAGCCGCCCAACAAAACGAGGAAGAGGAGAAGAAGACAUAUGUCGACAAAAGAACACCGGCUCAAAUGUCCUUUGACAAGAUGGCGGAGAAGAGGGUAAGUUAUCGUUCUCCAGCAUUAAAGACCUGCAGCGAAUGG
Molecule: messenger RNA, 292 nt
Organism: Notothenia coriiceps (black rockcod)
Lineage: Eukaryota; Metazoa; Chordata; Actinopteri; Perciformes; Nototheniidae
Gene: fam32a
Product: family with sequence similarity 32 member A
Exons: 2
Source: RefSeq, a predicted model, not a curated record